Molecule: messenger RNA, 2262 nt
Organism: Puma concolor (puma)
Lineage: Eukaryota; Metazoa; Chordata; Mammalia; Carnivora; Felidae
Source: RefSeq, a predicted model, not a curated record
AUGGGGCAGGCUGCGGCCGCCGCCAUGAUCCCAGGCCUGGCCCUGCUCUGGGCAGCAGUGCUGGGGGGUGCUGCCCCCAGCCCUCCCCGCCUUCGGCUCUCCUUCCAAGAGCUCCAGGCCCAGCACGGUCUCCGGACCUUCAGGCUGGAGAGGACCUGCUGCUAUGAAGCUCUGCUGGUGGACGAGGAGAGAGGACGCCUGUUUGUGGGUGCUGAGAACCGCGUGGCCUCCCUCAGCCUGGACGACAUCAGCAAGCGGGCCAAGAAGCUGGCCUGGCCGGCCCCUGUGGAAUGGCGAGAGGAGUGCAACUGGGCAGGGAAGGACAUUGGUACCGAGUGCAUGAACUUCGUGAAGUUGCUGCAUGCCUACAACCGCACCCACUUGCUGGCCUGUGGCACAGGGGCCUUCCACCCAACCUGUGCAUUUGUGGAGGUGGGCCACCGGCUGGAGGAGCCCACGCUCCGGCUAGACCUUCGAAGGCUGGAGGACGGCAAGGGCAAGAGUCCUUAUGACCCCAGGCAUCGGGCUGCCUCCGUGCUGGUGGGGAAAGAACUGUACUCAGGGGUGGCCGCAGACCUCAUGGGCCGGGACUUCACCAUCUUCCGCAGCCUGGGCCAGCGUCCAAGUCUGCGAACAGAACCACACGAUUCUCGCUGGCUCAACGAGCCCAAGUUCGUCAAGGUCUUUUGGAUCCCAGAGAGCGAGAAUCCUGAUGAUGACAAGAUCUACUUCUUCUUCCGUGAGUCAGCAGUGGAGGCUUCGCCAUCACUGGGACGCCAGACUGUGUCCCGGGUUGGCCAGAUCUGUCGGAAUGACGUGGGAGGCCAGCGAAGCCUUGUCAACAAGUGGACCACGUUCCUGAAGGCGCGUCUGGUGUGCUCAGUGCCAGGUGUCGAGGGUGACACACACUUCGACCACCUCCGCUUCUUCCCCACAGAGGACAUGUUCCUGCUGUCCUUGAGGGACCGCUGGAGCCCACUGCUCUACGCUGUCUUCUCCACAUCGAGCACCAUCUUCCAGGGCUCUGCAGUGUGUGUGUACAGCAUGAACGACGUGCGCCGGGCCUUCCUGGGGCCCUUUGCACACAAGGAAGGGCCCAUGCACCAGUGGGUGUCCUACCAGGGCCGUGUCCCCUACCCCCGGCCUGGCAUGUGUCCCAGCAAGACCUUUGGCACCUUCAGUUCUACCAAGGACUUUCCUGAUGAUGUCAUUCAAUUUGCCCGGAACCACCCCCUCAUGUACAAUUCGGUCCUGCCCAUGGGUGGUCGCCCUCUCUUCAUACAAGUGGAUGCCGGGUACACCUUCACCCAGAUCACUGCAGACCGUGUAGCAGCUGCUGACGGACACUACGACGUCCUCUUCAUUGGCACAGACGCUGGCACAGUGCUGAAGGUGAUCUCCGUCCCCAAGGGCAGCCAGUCUAACGGGGAGGGGCUGCUCUUGGAGGAGCUGCACGUUUUUGAGGAUUCAUCUGCUAUCACCAGCAUGCAAAUCUCUUCCAAGAGGCACCAGCUGUACAUAGCUUCGCGGAGCGCGGUCGCCCAGAUCCCGUUGCACCUCUGUGCUGCCCACGGCCGCGCCUGUGCGGAAUGCUGCCUUGCGCGAGACCCUUACUGCGCCUGGGACGGGGCCGCGUGCACGCGCUUUCAGCCCAGCGCUAAAAGGCGGUUCCGUCGGCAAGACGUGAGGAAUGGCGACCCCAGCACGCUGUGCUCCGGCGACUCCUCUCAUCCCGCACUGCUGGAGCGGAAGGUGUUCGGUGUGGAGGGUGGAAGCGCCUUCCUGGAGUGUGAGCCCCGCUCGCUGCAGGCGCGCGUGGAAUGGACCUUCCAGCGCGCAGGGGAGGCGACCCACACCCAGGUAGCUAUGGAGAAGCGCGCGGAGCGCCUUACGGGGGGACUGCUGCUGCGCGGACUGAGGCGCGGGGAUUCUGGCGUGUACCAGUGCGCAGCUGUGGAGCAGGGCUUUUCGCAGUCGCUGCGUCGCCUGGUGCUACACGUGCUGAGUGCUGUGCAGGCCGAAAGGCUGGCCCGGACCGAGGAGGCUGUGCCCGUAGCCCCUCCAGGCCCCAGGCUCUGGUACCGGGACUUCCUGCAGCUGGUGGAGCCGGGCGGCGGUGGCGCGAGUUCCCUGCGAAUGUGUCGUCUGCAGCCUGAGUCGCGCCCACCGCCUCCCGAGUCACGGAGGAAGGGCCGAAACCGGCGAAGGCACGCCCCAGAGCCGCGUGCUGAGCGGGGGCCGCGCAGCGCAGCGCACUGGUGA